AUGAAAUCCUCAUCCAUUUCUGGUAAUAUCCUGUCUUUACCCCAUGAAGUCAUAUUCCGUAUCGCCGAGCUCAUCUCCGACAACCACGACGAUUGGUACCUCCAAGAGUUCAGUCUCUUAUCCAAAGAGAUAUUCCGUCUCGUAUCUCCCUUGAUAUAUCAACGUCAAACCGUUCAAAUGGACAAUUCUCUGAUCAUGGCUUUGACCGGGUUUUUCUUCGACCCCAAGUGUUCACCCGUUUCCGAAUUCUAUCCCUUCGACCCUGAUAGAUUGGUCCGUCCUCCAUUCACAUCUCAAGAGAUAGGAAGUUCAAUCUUAGUUCGAACAGCUUGGAAAUGUCAAUGGACUAAACAUGUUGUGGUGUCAGCUGAUAACGUCAUUCAACUAGGUGGUUUCGCCAGGAGACUGAGACGAUCAAAGAUCUUUCUCUUUCCUCGACUUCAACGUCUGGUUCUACAAGAAAGCGCAAACAAGAAUAGUCGUCUGACGUCCAUUAUCGAAACUCUGGUGCCGGGAGAUCAAGUUGAUCAUCUAUGUCUUCAUGCCAAAUUAUCUGAAUUCAAACGUUUCACCCCCUACGUGAGAAAAACUUUGACUAUACAUCCUUGCCGUCAACCAAUGGACCCGGAUGAGUCAGAUGGCGAGGUAGAUCGGGACAGAGAUAUGGGAACUUUGAAGAUUGAUGUUCAACUCAACAAGUGGUUUUUAGGGGUAGAAGAUUUCGAAUCAGACUUGAAUAAAGAACAAGAAGCGAUUUUAAAUCAUCUAUUCUGGGAAUGGUACGAGCCUGAGGAUCCCGAUGUUAGAACACCCAAGCUACAUAUCUCUGCGCUGGAAAGCGACCCUUGGGACGGAGAAGAUUGGGCUAGGAAAGCAACUGUUGAAAUCAGUCGGAAGGAGAGGUAUGAUUUUAAAUGGGAAGCGAUCAAAGUCUAUGUGGAAUAUGAUAGUCUUAGUGAAGAUGGAGUCUCUUGUAAGGCAUGUUUUCAAGGCCUGUCAUUGGAUCGCCGGAACAUGUAUGGAAAUGAUCAUGAGUUGUCACCAUGGAGCAACGAACGCAAGCGAAGAAGGGCGUAUCCGGGAGCAUCCUUUCCUCUGCUGCAUAGGUACAUUCAUGUAAGGUCAGGGAUGUCUGGGCCGACAGUAUCAAUUCGCAUCCACAAGAUGAUCUGGACGUGGAUAAGCCCCCUGCUCGCAUCCUCGAGCCAGUCGACUCUCCCUGCAGAAUUGAUUUUCAAGAUCGCUCAACUUCUCCACGACCGUGCCCUUUAUCGUACUCUUCUAAAGCUCAGUCUCGCAUCCAAAGAGACAUACUGCAUCGUCAAUCCGGUGCUCCAUCAGCAACACACUCUGUACGUGGACAGUCUAGUUGUCAACCAUUUGUCCGAUUCCUUCUCUGAUUACUUCCCCGAUCCCUACCUCUCAAGCUUCACAAAGGUCAAACGCCUCCCAAGGGAUUUUUGGGCCCCACUGUCCGUCGCAAGUCACCGACGUACCCGAACGUUGUGGCUAUGUCAAUUCGCUGAGUCCGUCAUGAUCAAGGACGUUGAUCUUCUUCGCCUUCCGGAUAUCUCCCAGAAGCUUACGACCAUUAACAUGGCUUUCUUCCCUCGGCUUCAACAUCUCGCUAUCAAGACGCAGAAGAAAACCAAUUUCAUACGCAAAUCGGUGUUACAGACCAUAUUGCCACGCGGGAGCAUCGAACACUUAUGUGUGACACAUCCACGCAAGUCUCGGUUGAAAUGGGAUAUCGACGGGUAUUUGCCGUAUGCGACAAAUACUUUGAACUUUCACUCGCCUGACUACGACACCGAGAAUGUGUUGAGGAUUGAUGUGAAGCAGAACAUCUGGUAUCUGCGUAUUGCCCAUCAAGUCUCGUUCAAUCGAAUAUCAAAUGAAAGCAUCACGCUCUCAUACCUUUUCCGACAAUGGGCCAAGAUGAAAAGCUGUAACAUCGCUCAAAAACCUCAUCUUGUACUUGCUGUAGGCGGUGAUGCGAAGAACGGCUACUCCGGAGGCCGUGUAUGGAUUCUUCACAUUCUUGAAACAUUUAAUCGGAAAGCACGAGAUGACCCAGCGACGGAGAUGCUGUCUUGGGAUGAUCUGAACUCCCUCAUUGAAUUGCAAACGGUCACCCCUCAUUGUGAUUUCCAUCCGUGCUAUAAGCAAGGGCAACUCUCGAGACGGCGGAAACUUCUGAUCCGGUUUCCCGAUGACGAUAGUUCGUCCUCUUCAAGCUACUAG
Molecule: messenger RNA, 2244 nt
Organism: Tremella mesenterica DSM 1558
Lineage: Eukaryota; Fungi; Basidiomycota; Tremellomycetes; Tremellales; Tremellaceae
Exons: 3
Coding region: 1-2244 (747 amino acids)
Source: RefSeq, a predicted model, not a curated record